This is a messenger RNA of Capsella rubella, 723 nucleotides long. Its product is annotated as F-box protein At4g11590. The annotation marks the transcript as partial. The record is from RefSeq and is a predicted model, not a curated record. NCBI's taxonomy places the organism in Eukaryota, Viridiplantae, Streptophyta, Magnoliopsida, Brassicales, Brassicaceae. The transcript has a single exon.
CUAACGGUGGCCAAAAGUUUCUUCGGGUACGAUCCAGUUAAUGAUGAAUACAAAGUAUUGGUACUGUGCAUGAAGGAAAAAACUCAACGCCGUGGCCGCCAAGUAUUACUAUUAUCAUCUCAACAUCAAGUAUUCACACUGGGAGCUAAAAAAUGGGAAAAUAUCAAGUAUACGAUUCCUCAUAGACCUCUCUCUAACAGUGUGUGCAUAGAUGGUGUUUUGUAUUAUGUUGCUAAAACGGGCGCUGAGUUGUCGCAACUGAGCUUAAUGAGAUUCGAUUUGGGGUCUAACGGAUUGGAUCUUUUUACUAGUUUAUCCGCAGACAUGGACGCUCGACGUCUAGAUGGUUCUUCUACAUUAUUGAUCAGCUACGAGGGGAGAGUAGCCUUACCCAUUAAGAUUUCAACAUAUGAAUUUGAACUGUGGGUUAUGGAUCAGCAUACCAAAGAAGAUGGAUGGUUGAAGACAAGUUUCGAUAUCGAACACUGGAAGAGCUCACUUCCGUUGGAAUAUUUACACAUCAAAGGCACUACUCAUACGGGUGAGUUCAUUUUGGCACCACGAUACUAUUCUGAUGACUUUAACGUUAUCCAUUACAAUCCCGACACGGAUAGUUUUAGAAGCACUAAGGUUGAAGUAUACGAAGACCAUGCGUUCAAGCGUCGUUGUACGAGAGCAUUAGUUUUUUCGGAUUACGUAGAGAGUGUUAGGUUCCUGUGGUAG